GUCCCAAGUAGCCAGUAUAUAUCUAUGGUCUAUGUCAGUACACAAUAUAGAGAAACAGUUGGUAGUUCCUGAGAUAUAUUUUUUUCUGACAGUACAGUAAAGGUCUUUGGUUGCCGGCUGUAUGUGAUGUGUUGUAGGCAUGUGAAAUCUUUCCCGGAGAAUUAUUAUAUUUUUGAGUCUCUAGAGUUUGUAAUUCGAAGAAGUUAAAAAUGGAGAAUGAUAUUUUAGACUCUUUAGAAGAUCUAGGGUACACCGGUCCACUGCUUGACGAUUCCUGCUUGGAAAAAGCUUUGGACGGUGGCCCAAAAUCCGUCGAGUACACGGCCCUUGUGGAAUGGAUAUCAAAAGAACUCCAGACACUUUACCAUUUGGAAGAACAUGUUAACGCUAUCACAACGGCAGAGGAUUCUAGUUCGUUCAUGCUAGAACUCAGUAGUUUCUUGAAGGAGUUGGGAUGCGCAUAUAGCCAACUUACUGGGGGACAUAUGAGUGAAAGACUGGGAUCGAGGAAGAAUCGGAUGUUACUUCUGGACUUUCUUCUGACUGAGCUACAGGCAGCACGGAUGAUCCAAGUCAAUAAACCAGAUGACUCUAAAACGAUGCAAGUUGAGUUGAGUGAAAGUUCCACUGCAAGUGACCUGAAAAACAUGCUGAUAGCAUUAAAAUUUCCAAAACCUCCAGCAAAUAUUACUCCAGCCCUUUUAUUUGGAAAAGUUGAAACAAAGAUGAAGGAGGUAUUGGCGAAAGCAUCUCCUGAAUUAAUUGGGAAGCCGUUAUUCACAGGUGUUCUAUCGGACAAACAGUGGCACAUCCUAGCUAACUUACAGUCUGAAAUGCAAGACGAGUAUCGUGUACGGAAAGAACUCCUAAUAAAGAGAUUAGAUGUGACUAUACAGUCAUUUCAGUGGUCAGAGCGGAUGCGUGGUAGAGAGGACGAGAUUGCAUCUAUUUUUCUAGUUCGUCGGAAAGCUUUAGACUCUGAGCCAAAUGUCCAUCUUGCUGAUCUUUUAGCAGCUCGAGAAGACCUGGCAGUCAUCGAAAAGACAAGCAGUGCUUCAGUCCGCAAGAACACUCAGUCUUCUAUCAAUAAAGUCAUCAUAGGCAGGGUUCCAGAUAGAGGAGGCCGCCCAAGCGAACAGCAGCCACCCCCACCAGAGAUGCCUAGUUGGCAGCAAUCAAAACCAGGUGGCGGAGGCCGAGGUGGUUUUGGGGGUGGAGGUGGCGGUGGGAGGGGAGGAGGUGGUGGCGGUGACAGAGGUGGUAGAGUACAAGGUGGAUGGAACACAGGCAAUGCAGGUGGUGGCCGUGGUGGUGGUGGCGGCGGAGGCGGUGGCUACCAAGGUGGUGGCGGCGGAGGUGGUGGCUACCAAGGCGGCGGUGGUUACCAAGGUGGUGGUUACCAAGGUGGUGGUGGUUAUCAGGGAGGGGGUGGAUACCAGGGGGGCGGAGGUGGUUAUCAGGGAGGAGCAAGUAAUUAA
Messenger RNA from Schistocerca americana (American grasshopper), 1478 nucleotides. Its product is annotated as protein FAM98B-like. The transcript has 9 exons. The coding region runs from base 210 to 1478 and encodes 422 amino acids. The record is from RefSeq and is a predicted model, not a curated record. Gene Ontology annotation, cellular component: tRNA-splicing ligase complex. NCBI's taxonomy places the organism in Eukaryota, Metazoa, Arthropoda, Insecta, Orthoptera, Acrididae.